Echinostoma caproni is the source of this 1137-nucleotide messenger RNA. Lineage: Eukaryota; Metazoa; Platyhelminthes; Trematoda; Plagiorchiida; Echinostomatidae. The record is from the annotation of a GenBank genome assembly.
AUGAAUGUUGUUAUGGAGUGGAACGAAACAGAAACGCAUCAGCAAAAAUCCAACAUUAGUUUGGGACUCUAUGCAUCCAUUCCGCCAAUAUUUAUGAUAGUUGGAAUACCCGGUAAUCUGGUCUCCAUGUACAUAUGGUCUAGACGAAUGCCAAUGACUCCCGGUUCAACAAGCCUAUUUCUCGUGGCAAUGUGCAUUACGGACACUUACGUGCUUACACACGGGUGUCUGCGUCUAUGGCUGCUGGGCCUGAGCAAACAGUUAAUCGAUGUUCGAAUACGUCUUGGAUGUCGAAUACCAUUAUUGUUGUUUACAUUUACCACGGAUCUCUCUUCUUGGAUCAUAAUUCUCCUGUGUGUGGAACGUGUAAUUUCAACUCGGUUUCCAAUCCGAUUCAAAAGUAUCUGUCAUCUUCGAAACGGUUUGAUUGCGUUGAUUGGACUGGUUGUAUGUCUGAUGGGCAUAAAUGCACAUUUCCUGUGGACUGUACAGCGGAAGAAUAACGAAUGUGUACCUGUGAAUGCAUUUUCCAAUUUCAUGUACUCGUGGCAAUUUAUAGAUGCCUCCAUUUAUUCAUUUAUUCCACUGGCUUGCAUCCUGGCGCUGAACACUUGCAUUAUAAUACGAUUACGCCGAACCGCAAAAUGUGUACGCACUGGGAAUAGAGUUGACAAAGGCACGGUGAAAUUGCAUUCAGUCGAUAUACGUGGUGGAUUUGGGGUGCGAGCUAGGGAGCAAAGAUCAGCCCGUCUUCUACGUACAGUAUUGUGCAUGGUGAUUUGUCAUUUUACAUUCACUAUGCCAAUUGUGAUUUACUAUUUGUUCGACGCACACUUUUGUGAAAGCCAAGACGAGAAAUCGGUUUACUUGCACUGCGAUAUUGUGGAAACUGUCACCACCUUACUCCAACUCGCCAAUCAUGUGACACAUUUUUUCAUCUAUUCAUUCACGUCCACUGUGUUCUUAUCGGAUUUAAAGAAACUAAUACCGCAGAAGUGUUGCUUGCACAAACCCCAUGCUGGUAAUAGAGAUCGCAUGCCCAACGAAGGCACAUGGAAUGAAAAUCAGUUCGGUCAUAUUGUGACCGGCAACACUGCAAUUGACUCAUCUGUGAACAACAACAGAUCAAUGCGUUAG